CCCGCGGUGCGCGCCCCCCAGAGGUGGGGGAGGAGGGCGAUAGGGGCCGCGGCGCGCCGUUCCCCCCUCGCCUUCGCCCCCGCCUCCUCCUCCUCCGCGCUCCCCGGGCACAGGCGCGCCCUCUGCUCGCACCGCGCAUGCACGCACCCCCACCCCCCCGCCCCCGGCGCGCGCGCGCGCGCACUGGAGUGCUCGUGCAGGAGGCGGCGGUGACGGCCGGAGAGACGCGCGCAGGCCCCCCCCCCCGAAGCCCCCUCCCCAAAUUCCCCCUCCCCCCAUUCCCUCCCUCCCUUCCCUUUUCCCCGUGCCCCUCCCGCGCGGCGGCGGCGGCGGCAGCGGAGCCCCCCCGCGCUCCCCCGGGAAGCGCGGCUCCGCGCGCGCGCGCGGGCGGCAGGCUGAAGGUGGCCCAGUCUGAGGGCUAAUCUGUCAAAUAUUUAAUAAUCAUUUGCUCAGAAAAUUUCCCACGUUGUUCAUGGAGUUUUUCAUCAGUAUGUCUGAAACCAUUAAGUAUAAUGACGACGAUCACAAAACUGUGUUCCUGAAAACAUUGAAUGAACAACGUUUGGAAGGAGAAUUUUGUGACAUAGCUAUUGUGGUUGAAGAUGUCAAGUUCAGAGCCCAUAGGUGUGUGCUUGCUGCCUGCAGUACCUACUUCAAAAAGCUUUUCAAAAAACUGGAAGUUGAUAGUUCAUCAGUAAUAGAAAUAGAUUUUCUUCGUUCUGAUAUUUUUGAGGAAGUUCUCAAUUACAUGUAUACUGCAAAGAUAUCUGUUAAGAAAGAGGAUGUAAAUUUGAUGAUGUCUUCAGGCCAGAUCCUCGGUAUUCGAUUUCUUGAUAAACUCUGCUCCCAAAAACGUGAUGUUUCUAGUCCUGAAGACAACACACAGUCCAAGAGCAAGUACUGUCUAAAAAUAAACCGUCCUAUGGGAGAACCCAAUGAUACACAAGAUGAUGAGGUGGAAGAAAUUGGAGAUCAUGAUGAUAGUCCAUCAGAUGUGACAGUGGAAGGAACUCCUCCAAGUCAGGAAGAUGGAAAGUCACCAACAACUACCCUGAGAGUGCAAGAGGCAAUUCUGAAAGAGUUGGGAAGUGAAGAAGUUCGAAAAGUAAACUGCUAUGGCCAAGAAGUAGAGCCUAUGGAAACGACUGAAUCUAAAGACUUAGGAUCUCAGACCCCUCAGGCUUUGACAUUUAACGAUGGCAUAAGUGAAGUGAAAGAUGAACAGACACCUGGCUGGACCACAGCAGCCGGGGAUAUGAAGUUUGAAUACUUACUUUAUGGUCACAGGGAACAUAUUGUAUGUCAGGCUUGUGGCAAGACCUUUUCUGACGAAGCGCGAUUGAGAAAACAUGAAAAGUUACACACUGCUGAUAGGCCGUUUGUUUGUGAAAUGUGUACAAAGGGCUUUACCACGCAAGCUCAUUUGAAAGAGCACUUGAAAAUACACACAGGCUACAAGCCUUACAGUUGCGAGGUGUGUGGAAAGUCUUUUAUUCGCGCACCAGAUCUAAAAAAGCAUGAAAGAGUUCACAGUAAUGAGAGGCCAUUUGCAUGCCAUAUGUGUGAUAAGGCUUUCAAGCACAAGUCCCAUCUCAAGGACCAUGAAAGAAGACACCGAGGAGAGAAACCUUUUGUCUGCAGUUCCUGCACUAAAGCAUUUGCUAAGGCAUCUGACCUAAAAAGGCAUGAGAACAAUAUGCACAGUGAAAGAAAACAAGUUACUACAGCCAAUUCCAUCCAGAGUGAAACAGAACAGUUACAGGCAGCAGCCAUGGCUGCAGAAGCAGAGCAGCAAUUAGAAACUAUAGCUUGUAGUUAAGAUCUAAAGCAGAAACUUUAUCAGAAAUAAUAUAAGAAAUGAAAAUGAACAAGAUCUAGUGUUGAUAUACGUUUAGACUGAGAAUUUUUUCAAGAAAUCAUAUUUUUAAAGAAUUGAAUGUUACAUAGGAAUACAUAGCAUCACUUGGUUAGGUAUUUUAAAACAUUUCAGAGAUGGGUAUUCUUAGAAUGUGAAGCAAUUUUGUUGCCAUUAGCAGUAUAAUGCACUAAUACCUGCUUUAAUUUGAGAGUGUGAUCGAGUUCUCUAUAAAACAGGGAUAAUUGCUGGCUGAUACUUAUUUCAUUCAGUAUGGAAUACUGCAUACAACAUAAACAUUGCAAUCAGUGAGAAUCAGUAAGUUUGAAAGUGCUGAAAUCUCAAAAAUCACAAACAUGGAAAGGAAAUACUUGGUUUUCAUAAUUCUGAAGCUGUUAUAAUUUUUUUAGAAACAGACAUUGAUUCCCUAAGCUUUUUAAUUCCUCCUUUUUUCACUUAAUGUAGGUAGGUACAGUAGAGUGUAAGUGGGAUGGUGAUCAGAAUGAAAUUGCUUCUUAUUCCAUUCCCCCAGAUACCCUCUUACUUUAAUCAAGGUGGCAAGUUUAAUGAAAUACUUGAUUUCUUGAAAAAACUACAUUAUUCACAGUGAUUCUGGCUGGCAAAGCAGCAGCGUCAUGGCAUUCACCAAUCCCUUCAGUGGGUAAAAAAGUCUGCCUCAUUUGUUUUUGUGUUCACUCUUAUAUAGGGCCCUGGAGAUGGGACUGGGCUACAAAGGAAAAAGGGUGCAGCAUGGAUGAGACGUGCUCCUUACUCAAACCCAGUAGAAAUCAGUUUAAGCUAAUACAGCCUGAGGCUGUGCUUUUUAUUAUGCAGCUUUCAGUUCACCUAACCUAGCACAGUGAAGGUAAAGGAGUGUUUCUGGGAGCACAGGAGGUUUAGCUGCACUGGCAACUGACCUGUCACUGCCAGACUCCUGGAGCUGCAGAGCACAGCCACAGGCUGUCACAUACCUGCCCACAGUGUUCAACUGGGGUUUGUGUCAUGGCUUGUCGUACCAGCUCAUAGGUCCUGUUCAAGUUUAAAAGCUUCCACCUUCUAACUCACCACCUCUCAGCAAUAGAGACACUUCAGUGAGUGAAUUCAGUUGUAAUUGAUCCAGAGUCAGUGUUCGCUAUUAGUCAGUUGCUUAGUCUCGCCUAUUUUCUUUUUUAAGAUAAGCUGGGGUACAUGCUGCUAAUUUAAUAGUUAACUCACAGAGUCAACAAAAUAAGUUGUCUUUGGAUUGCAGUCUCCUGUGUGUAGUCAGCAAGAGAAGACACAAUAACAGUGGUAAUGUAAUCCAAAGGGAUAUUGAGCCUUUAUUUUAAAUUUGUAAAUACUACAACUGUUGUGAAAACUUCAUUUGAAGUUGGAAUGGGCAAAAACCCACACUCUUGGGCACAUUGUAGUAACAUUGGUCACUUGCAAUACCUAUAGCAUAUGGAAGUGUUAGAUCAGUUUCUGGUAAGUUACUGUGUGGUACAUCACAUCUUGCUCUUCUAAAAAGAAAUUUAUAAAGUGUUUUUGGAACUGUUAUAUGGAACUUCUAUCAUUGGGUUUUUUUUUUGUUUGGUUGAGGUUUUUUUUUACAGCUUCGUUUUAUUCAUGUACUCAUCAGGUUAAACAGUUAUCUUAAAAUGCCAGUAAUUGUUUGAACGCUGGUCUGUAAAUAAAACAUGAACUUAAUAUUUUAGAAAAUGUAAACUUCGGACCUUUACCAAUAUAUUUUUUUAAAAUGUUGCUUCAUUUUACAUUCAGUAAUAUUAGUUUGUAAACAAACUAUACAUUUUGUACCUGUGCAACAUCAGAGGAUGUGUAUUCAUUGCAUUUUAUUGGUUCUCUUGAGGAACAUGAUAAAUGACCAUUGUUAAAAUGUUUUACUGUAUAUGAUCAUAGAUAUAAAGAUAGUAGGUCCAAAAUAGGAUCUACGUUUUUUUCUAAAUAUAUUAGUUGUGCUAUGUUUUCUUAUCUAAAAUUGUGUUCACUUUUUUUCUAGAUUAAAUUGGGGUUGAUAAGAACGUACAAAACGUAAUAAGAGUUCAAAAGUGUAAAAUGUGAAGAAAGUAAAUUUUCUUCAGGUCUACUAUGAAAAGUGCAAGAAGCAAUGAGCUUAAAUUACAGCAGUAAACAUUUACAUUAAAAAAAAAAAAUCUUUUAAAGGGUUUAAUGCCUGGGGAAACAUUGCAAUCUCCACUAGUGGUGACAUUCAAAAAUGGGUUAGACAAACAUAUGUUAGGAAUGGUUUAAAUAUGGUUAAUUCUGCUUUGAAGCUGAGGGAUAAGCUGAAUAACCUCUCAAGAAGAGCUUCAUUGGUUUGUUGUUGGGGGGAGGGGAGGGUUGUUUUUUUUUGGUUGGUUGGUUGGUUAGUUGGUUUUUUGGAAAGUAAUAAAUUAAAAUGGAUCUCAUGAGACAGCAGGCACUUAAGUAGAAAGAGCUCAAGUCUUACGGUUAAAAGAAUAUUGCCCCCUGACUUUCGAGCACAAGCAGUCAGGCUGUGAAUUUGAAAUUGUUAUAGAAAAACAGGCUUGCAUUAAAAGACUCACUACCAAAAGUGUGAUAACAUUCUGUGUUACAUCAGAGUAAAUUCUGCUAUUGCUAAAGCUUAUGGCCGGAAAAGUUAACAGCUGUAAGGACUGUGUGAUGUUUGUAGCUUUUAAAAGCUGGGACUGAUUGAUAUACAUAAUCUAAUACAGAAGUGUGCAGAGGCAUGAACAAAUGUUAUUGUCGUAUGUUCCUUGGACAAGUAUAAACACCUUAUGUGAGACUUGGUCUUAACAGUCUAUGACAGGAUCAAAUUAAAUGAAGUCAGUUGAAUUACCUCCAUGUCAAAGGUUUUGAAAGGGACCUUGGCCUCCUGCUAGUUUUUAGGUGCUUAAGUGUCAGAAGACUGCUUAGCUGACAAUACUGGUUAAGAAGGCAAAGGCUCAGUUAUAUUUCUGAAGUUGAUUGAAAAUUUUAUUGGCAAUUCCUACUACCACUACCAAUUUUACAUCCUUUUAAGGAUGUAAAAUUACCUUAUUUUUCUUUUUUUGAAAGCCAAUGCGUAAUUGUUUUUCUCCCCUGUUGUUUUUACUCAAGGCAGAGAGAAGGCCUAGAAUACUUAAGUUUAAAGUUUUGGAAGAGGUUUCAGAAAGAAGGUGUGGAUGUAACCUUAGCUGUAUAUAGAUUAUUGUUAAUGUGUUCUAAAUUAACCUGUUUGUUGUGUAUGUUCUGAAGGGAGGUUCACUUAUAUAUUGUGGGGAUCUGUCUGUGAAGUUCAGAUAAAUCUGUCUUCAUCUUAAGACA
Messenger RNA from Pseudopipra pipra, 5140 nucleotides. RefSeq names its product zinc finger and BTB domain containing 14 (gene ZBTB14). The record is from RefSeq and is a predicted model, not a curated record. NCBI's taxonomy places the organism in Eukaryota, Metazoa, Chordata, Aves, Passeriformes, Pipridae. Gene Ontology annotation, cellular component: nucleus. Gene Ontology annotation, molecular function: DNA-binding transcription factor activity, RNA polymerase II-specific; protein binding. The transcript is spliced from 3 exons. The coding region runs from base 473 to 1819 and encodes 448 amino acids. Gene Ontology annotation, biological process: regulation of transcription by RNA polymerase II.